Messenger RNA from Caenorhabditis remanei, 711 nucleotides. RefSeq lists its product as uncharacterized. The record is from RefSeq and is a predicted model, not a curated record. Bases 1 to 711 code for a protein of 236 amino acids. Lineage: Eukaryota; Metazoa; Nematoda; Chromadorea; Rhabditida; Rhabditidae. The transcript has 5 exons.
AUGUCUUCCAAAAAAUUGAGAGCCCAGUUUCUUGAAAUCUGCGUGAUAUCCGGAUUUUCAAAAGAGCAAUAUAAUCAGAUGAAAUUCAGCGAAAGGUGUAUGCAAUUGAUAUAUGUGGGUGUUUGUAAAGUGUUGAAGCGUCGCGGAAUUAUUAAACAAGAUAAUACAGCAUGUGCAGAUCUUCUGGAAUUGCUUGGAAGUGCCAGUGUGGCAAACGAUAUCUUGGAUGAAUUACUUCUUGGAACUCCUCAUGACACAACUGAUCCUUCUGAAAUGAAAUUGCGAAAAUUCGUGGUGACUCAAAUGGUGAAAAGAUACAAAAAAGAAUGGAAUAUGAAACCAAAAGAGGCAGAGGAAUUGCAUAAGCAACUAAUGGGAACUGAUAAUUUAACAGCUAUGCUUUCGGAGAUUCCAGAUGUGGAGAAGUUGGAUUCGGAAGCUCACGAAAUAGCUGAAAAGAAGAAAGAGAGAAAUAAAAGAAGUCGGGAGAAUAAGAAAAAGAAAAAGUUGAUGCAACAAGCAACUGUCCCGGGGUUGAAAGAGAACGACACGGUUGAAAAGGACUCCGAAGACAAUUCUCGACCUGAUUCUUCAGAAACCACUGCAUCUGUUGAGCAUCUUGACACCAAACUCACGAGGGACACUUCUGCUGAAAAACCAAAGCCAGAGGGUUUCAAUGAGAAGGCACCUACUUCUGUUGCAAUUAUCUGA